Molecule: messenger RNA, 2419 nt
Organism: Paramisgurnus dabryanus
Lineage: Eukaryota; Metazoa; Chordata; Actinopteri; Cypriniformes; Cobitidae
Gene: pnpt1
Product: polyribonucleotide nucleotidyltransferase 1, mitochondrial
Biological process (GO): mitochondrial mRNA catabolic process; mitochondrial RNA 3'-end processing
Cellular component (GO): mitochondrion; cytosol
Molecular function (GO): 3'-5'-RNA exonuclease activity; RNA binding; polyribonucleotide nucleotidyltransferase activity
Source: RefSeq, a predicted model, not a curated record
UCACACAGCUGUCAUGGCAGCUCAGUGACCGGUGUGUGUUUGUGUGGGCAUGUUUGUGUAACUUACUGUUGUGUGUUGACGGUCAUGAGUUGUGUGAUGAGAUCCCGGUUAGGAUGGCUUCGGUUCGGUUACAGGAGUUUUCAUCAGAAGAGUGCGGCGGUCAGUCUCGGGGACCGGAGGCUGGAGAUCUCCACAGGGACGUUGGCCAGGUUUGCUGAUGGCUGUGCUGUGGUCAAGCUGGGUGAAACAUCUGUGAUGGUCACAGCUGUCAGUAAGACCAAACCGUCUGUCUCUCAGUUUAUGCCUCUUGUGGUGGAUUACAGACAGAAAGCAGCGGCUGCAGGUCGAAUUCCCACCAACUACCUGAGACGAGAGCUGGGCACCACAGACUCCGAGAUCCUCACCAGUAGACUCAUCGAUCGCUCCAUCAGGCCAUUGUUUCCUGCUGGAUACUUCUAUGAGACACAGGUGCUGUGUAACAUAUUAGCUGCUGAUGGGGUGAAUGAUCCUGAUAUUCUGGCUAUUAAUGGAGCGUCUGCCUCUCUGGCUCUGUCUGAUAUUCCCUGGAAUGGGCCAAUCGGUGCGGUGCGUAUCGGUCUCGCAGAUGGAGAGUUUAUUGUGAACCCGACGCGCUCGGAGAUGAACAGGAGUGUGUUGAAUCUCGUGGUCGCUGGAGCCGCGUCCAGUAACGUCGUGAUGCUGGAGGCGGCAGCAGAGAAUGUACUUCAGCAGGAUUUCUGUCACGCUGUGAAAUUAGGAGUCAAACAUGCGCAGCAGAUCAUUCAGACCAUUCAACAGAUGUCAAGAGAACUGAAAGUAACCAAACGAACACCAGGCAAACUCUUCACUGCUUCGGCCGAGAUGGUGGAAUUCGCUCGACAAUUGGCAUCUGAUAAGAUCUAUGCUGUAUUUACAGACUUCACACAUGACAAGAUAUCCAGAGAUGAAGCCAUUAAUAAAAUUCGUCUGGAUACAGAGGAACUCAUCAAAGAGAAGUUUCCACAAUCCGAGUCAUUUGAGGUGAUGGAAGCGUUUAACAGCGUCUCAAAAGAUAUAUUCAGAAAUCUUGUUCUUCAUGAAUACAGACGGUGUGACGGAAGAGAUCUGACAUCAUUGCGGGACAUUUCCUGUCAAGUGGAUAUAUUUAAACCGUUGCACGGCUCUGCUCUCUUUCAGAGGGGACAGACACAGGUGCUGUGCACGGUAACGUUUGACUCUCUGGAGUCCAGUAUUAAAACAGACUUAAUAACCACAGCACUCAGUGGCGUCAAAGACAAGAAUUUCAUGCUGCAUUAUGAAUUUCCCCCAUAUGCAACAAAUGAGAUCGGAAAGAUGAGUGGAAUGAAUAGACGAGAGCUUGGUCAUGGGGCGUUGGCAGAGAAAGCAUUGAGACCUGUUGUUCCUAAAGACUUUCCCUUCACCAUCCGUGUCACAUCUGAGGUGCUUGAGUCCAAUGGAUCAUCCUCAAUGGCGUCUGUGUGUGGUGGGAGUUUAGCGCUCAUGGAUUCAGGUGUUCCCAUCUCUUCGGCUGUGGCAGGAGUCGCCAUUGGUCUGAUAUCUAAACCCAAUCCUGAUAAAACAUCUGAACUAACAGAUUACAGAUUACUGACUGAUAUACUGGGAAUAGAAGAUUAUAAUGGAGACAUGGAUUUUAAAAUGGCAGGCACCAGUAAAGGGAUCACGGCUCUGCAGGCGGAUGUAAAAAUCUCAGGACUUCCUUUAAAGAUCGUCAUGGAGGCGAUACAGCAGGCCACAGUGGCUAAAAAAGAGAUUUUAGGUAUUAUGAAUAAGACGAUAUCUAAACCGAGGAGCUCCAGAAAGGAGAACGGGCCACUUGUUGAGAAUGUCAAAGUGCCCUUGUCUCGAAGAGCUCGAUUUGUAGGUCCAGGUGGUUAUAAUCUCCGCAAACUACAAGCUCAAGCAGGUAUAACAAUAAGUCAAGUUGAUGAAGAGACGUUCUCAGUGUUUGCACCCACACCCAGUGCCAUGAAUGAAGCCCAGGAGUUCAUGAAAGAAAUCUGCAAAGAUGAUCAGGAGGAACAGCUGGAGUUUGGUGCCAUAUACACAGCCAACAUUACAGAGAUCAGGGACAUUGGUGUGAUGGUGAAGCUGUAUCCUAACAUGAGCGCUGUGCUCCUACACAACUCACAGCUGGAUCACAAAAGGAUAAAGCAUCCCACUGCUCUUGGAUUGGAGGUUGGACAGCAGAUCCAGGUGAAGUAUUUUGGUCGAGACCCCACAGAUGGCAGGAUGAGAUUAUCACGUAAAGUUCUUCAGUCUCCAGCAGCGACUGUAGUGAAGAGUCUCAGUGAGAAACAGAGCAUCUCUAUAGGAGAAUCUCAAGACUCGUAGAGCUCUGCUCAUUACUAUCUUUUGUACAUGACAUAUUUUAUUAUAAUAAAUCUUCUUAUUAUAACAA